This is a messenger RNA of Solanum verrucosum, 3992 nucleotides long. RefSeq lists its product as uncharacterized. The record is from RefSeq and is a predicted model, not a curated record. The transcript is spliced from 3 exons. Lineage: Eukaryota; Viridiplantae; Streptophyta; Magnoliopsida; Solanales; Solanaceae. The coding region runs from base 117 to 3857 and encodes 1246 amino acids.
ACUUUCAAUUUACUUACUUCAAACUGAAAAAAAACCCAGUUGUUGUUUUUUUGAAUGGACUACAACCCAGAAAUUUAAUCAAAGGUGUUUUAGUUGAUCUCAGUUGGAGGGAGGAAAUGGACACAGUACAUGAAGCACUAGAUGAGGCCAAACUUGAGAUUGAAAAGCUCAGGGCAAACUACCAAAGUAAAGCUGAGUUGUGUGAGAACUUGAAAAGAGUCAACAAUGAGUUGCUAACCAAGAAUCAGGAGGCGAAUUUGAAAGUUGAGAAGCUCACUCAUGAAUUGUCAGGGAAAGAAGAUGAGCUUGCUGUCACUAAACAGUUGCACAAAGCAAUCGAGUCAAAACUUAAAGAAAAGGAGACUGCUGUCAAGCAUCUAAGUUCUACAAAUGAUAAGCUUCGUGCUGACAUUGCUGAGAUGCUCCAAAAGUUUGAAGAAGAGAAUAGAGGGCUGGCAUUGGCUUUAGAUGGUGCUAAUUCAACUAAUAUGGAUCAGGAACAGCAGAUUCGUUCUCUUGAACAAGAAAUUGAGGGGCUAAGGGCUUCGGCUUCACAGAAGAAAAAGUCCUUGGAAGUUGAUGAGAAGAGAGCCAAAGCAUCCAAAGAGCUGAGAAACACCGAUGAUAUGCUACUGGAGAUGGAGCAGGAAAACAGGAAGCUCACAGAUCAACUAAAAUGGAGGAAUGAACAGUUCAUUCAUCUGGAAGAGGCUCAUGGCAAGCUCAGGCAACAACUUAAAAAAUGUGAAGAAGAGAAAGAAGGGCUAGCAUUGUCUUUAGAUGGUGCUAAUUCAACUAAUGUGGAUCAAGAGAAACAGAUUUGUUCUCUCAAAAAGGAAAUUGAAGGGCUAAGGGAAUUCGUAUCAGCUUCACAAAAGAAGUCCUCAGAAGCUGAGAGGAGAGCCAAAGCAUCCAAAGAGCUGAGGCACAGUGAUGAUAUGCUUUUUGAAAUAGAGGAGGAAAACAGGAAACUUGAGGAACAACUUAAAUGGAAGAAGGAACAGUUCAGUUAUCUGGAGGAGGCUCAUGGCAAGCUCAAGCAACAGCUUAGCAAGUAUGAAGAAGAUGGUAGAGGGAUGGCAUUGGCUCUAGAUGGUGCAAAUGCAACUAAUUUGGAUCAAGAGCAACAAAUUCGUUCUCUCAAACAAGAAAUCGAGGGGCUAAGGGAAUUUGUAUCAUCUUCACAGAAAAAGUCCUCAGAAGCGGAGAAGAGAACUAAAACAUCCAAAGAACUGAGACACAAUGAUGAUAUGCUGCUCGGCAUGGAGGAGGAAAUCAAGAAGCUUGCAGAUCAACUUAAAUGGAAGAAGGAAUCGUUCAGUCAUCUGGAGGAGGCUCAUGGCAGACUCAGGCAACAACAUCUAGAGGAGGAGAAAGAAUGGGCUAAGGAGAGAUCCACAUUGCUAGAUGAGAUUUCCAAACUGCAGAUGAAUUUAGAUUGUCAGUUUAGAAUCUCAAAAGAUCUUGAAAGCCGUUUGUGGAUGUGCAAUCAGGCUUUAGCUCAUGAAGAAAGCAAGAGAAAAUUACUGGAAGUUCAACUUGCUGAGUCUAAAACAUCCUUUAACAGUGUCUGUGCGGAGUACGAGGAAUCCAAGUCUAUAAUUGAGAGCCUGACAAGUCAGAGGGACAAAGAAAUUGCGACUCUAAGAGACAUAUUGGGCUCAAGGGAUACACUUCACAAGGAAAUGGAAUACCAAUUCAGGAGGGUAGAGCAAGAGAAUCAUGAAUUGAUGACAUCCCUUAAAGAACUCCAGGAAGCCAAAAUUCAAGAAGCUGGAGCUUCUUCUUCCUUGUCAAAACUCCGAAACAAGCUCAGAGGCCUGGAGCAGGUGCACAAGGACUGUUUUGGUAAUCUCAAAGCCAAAGAAGCUGAAUGGGAUUCUAAAUUGGAGAAACUAACGGGGGAGCUUGAUCUCUACAAGUCUUCUGUACAGAGCAAAGACACUUUAAUUAUUGAACUUCGAGAGGAGUUGGAGACGUGUGAAUCACUAACAUUGCAGUUAACACUACAGAAUGAGGAGACUUCCAUGAUGCUGUUAGUGUUGAAAUCUCAGUUUUUUGAGCUCCAUCAAAGAAUUGCUGAUGAUUAUGCUUCUAUGGAAUUGGAGAAGAGAGAAGGAGUUGAGAAUAUCUCUACUCUAAUCAAACAGUUGAAUACGAAGAAUGAAGCUCUUGUUAGAGUUCAGGAAGAUCUCGAAGAGGAGCGUGAAAAGGUAGCACUGCUGUCAGAAAAGAUCGAGUCCUUGAAUUCUGAAGAACAACAACAGCUUCCUUUACAAAGAGAGGUUGAUACACUAAAGGAAAUGCUGAAAGAAGCAUCAACUUCUCAAAGUCAUUUGAAGGAGCAGGUAUUGCAUACAAAGAGUGACUUGGAACAAGUUCGUGAUGCCUUGGAUAGAGCAAAUGAAGAACUAGCUGAAAGUUUCGAAGAAGGAAAUGAACUGGAAUUUGAACUGCAGGUAUGGAAAUCUGUUGCUGAAAAGUUGAAAGCCAACUUGGAAGAAAACCUUCAAAUGAGGAGACAAAUAGAAGCCUCCCUCCUUGCCCAAGCAGAUGUUGAAUUUGACCUCAAACAAGAAAGAGAAAGCCUUGAACUCGAGCUGGCAGAAAAAGAUACAAGAGUGAAUGAACUCCAGCAGAAGCUCUUUGACCAGAAAAGGGAACAGACAGCGUUGCUCAGUGAAAAUAUUGAGGACAAGAAGACUUCUCAGGAUCUUCAGAAGGAAGUGGAGUAUUUGGAGCAAGAGUGGGUGAGAAAAGAGCUUGAAGGUGCCAUUUUAGCACAAGUGGAAGCAGAAACAAAGCAUAAGAAGGAGAAAGAGAGCCUCCACCAGAUUGUUGAAGAGAAAGACCACAGAAUAUAUGAUCUUCAGAAGGAGGUGGAGUAUUUGGAGCAAGAGUGGGUGAGAAAAGAGCUUGAAGGUGCCAUUUUUGAGCACGUGGAAGCAGAAACACAGCAUAAGAAGGAGAAAGAGAGUCUCCACCAGCUUGUUGAAGAGAAAGACCACAGAAUAAAUGAUCUUCAGAAGGAUGUGGAGUAUUUGGAGCAAGAGUGGGUGAGAAAAGAGCUUGAAGGUGCCAUUUUUGCCAAAGUGGAAGCAGAAACAAAGCAUAAGAAGGAGAAAGAGAGCCUCCGCCAGAUUGUUGAAGAGAAAGACCACAGAAUAUAUGAUCUCCAGCGGCUUGUCAACUCGCUGGAAAAUGAGUUUGAAAGUUCAACUAGCUCAUUCUCAGCCAGUCUCUCGGAAAUGCAAGCAGAGGUUGAUAUGUUUCAUAAAACCUGGGAGAAGAUGAGAACAGCUGAGAUCCUAAAAGAGAUUGAAAUACAGAUGAGGAACGUGGUGAUCGUUGAAUUAGAAAAUGAAUUUUGCAAGUUGCAAAAGGAAGUGGAGCACUUGGAGAAACACGUGUCCAAUUCUGUUGGAAAAAGGACAGAGCUUGAAGAUGAAAUUGAAGCCAAAAGAUCAGAGAUAGAUGUGUUGCAGUUUAAACUUGAAAAGCAAGUAAGAAGCUCAGAUAUUGUGAUCAAGAACCUUCGUAAAGAAAAAGCGAAGCUUCUUGAAGAUGUCAUGAAAUUGUCAUCAGACAAGGACAAGUUGCUUGAUACUUUCAUGGAAUUAUCAGAAAGAAUUUCCCGAAUGUCUAAGGAAGAUAUGCAGCUAGCUGGUAAUUUGGAAAGAAUGGUACAAAACUGUUACAGCAGUAUGCCGGGAACAGACUCGAAAUGGGAUAAUGAAUUCUUUGACCCUGUUAAAGAGAACAAUAGCAGACACCCUUCCACUCCAACUUCCACUUCAACCAAGAGAUUAGAAGCUAUUCUUGAUGAAAGAUCACCGUUGAGAUCUCUCAACACUUAACAAGGAAAUUCAAAUAAGGAAAAGAGAAGUUAUUUUUUUUGUAUAGCUUCUUGACAAACUUGAUCUAAUUGUUGUUAUCUUGUCAGCAAUCUGUAACUGGCUCGGAAAAACACGUUUACUAGAGCUUCCAUUUAA